UUCAGUGAUUAUGAGCUUCACUUUAAACAACGGAAAACCUUCAAUCGACAAAAAGGGUCGAAGGAUUCUUGUUACUGGUGGAAUUGGGUUUAUUGGUAGUCAUGUGGCAAAACGUUUACAUGAUCGUGGAGACUAUGUCCGAGUUAUCGAUACUUUAGCAACAUCUGGAACAACGAGUCUGUUCGGAAACCCUGAAAAUUAUUGUUCGGAAUUCAUUCAGGGUAAUUUGCUAAACCCAUCAGUAUGCCGUCAAGCCGUAAAAGGGUUUCAAUGGGUUUUUCAUUUCGCUGCAUAUAUGGGUGGAAUGGGAACGAUUCAUGAGGAAAACAAUUUUUUCAUAUACCGUAAUAAUCAUACGGUAUCGAUAAAUAUCAUACAAGCUGCCAUUGAGGAAGGGGUAGAACGACUUUUUUUCGCGUCUUCCGCAUGUAUUUAUCCGAAUAAAAAGCAACUUAAUCCAUAUGAUCAGGAUUUAAAACUAAACGAAGCUAGUGCUUGGUGCUACCAAGAUUAUGAGUCGGGUCCUGAUCCGCAAGGCCUUUAUGGUUGUGAAAAACUAAAUAGUGAGAUUUUGCUAUCCGAAUUCGCAAAAAGUAACGAGGAAAACUCAACAAAAAUAAGGAUCGGUCGUUUUCAUAACGUAUUUGGCGAGGGGGGCGUCUGGGUUGGAGGAAAAGAAAAGGCUCCUGCUGCAUUAAUUCGUAAAGCUGUUUGUGCAGCUAUUGAUGGAAACUAUGAGAUGGAAAUCUGGGGUUCCGGAAAUCAGCGUCGCAGUUUUUUGUAUAUCGAAGAUUGCGUUGAUGCUACCAUUAAGUUAAUGGAAAGCGAAUAUUCUAGACCAUUAAAUAUCGGAUCUGAGGAUGCCAUUACUAUAAAGGAAUUGGGUUAUAUUGCUUUUGAAACCGUUGGGAUUAAACGCGACCAAGUCAAGCUAAUUACGGAUGAAACAAAGCCUGUCGGUGUACAAAAUCGAAAUUCUGAUAAUACUUUGGUUAGAAAGAUAUUGGGAUGGUCGCCCAAAAUUUCGAUUCAGGAAGGUAUGAAAAGAACUUCUGCAUGGAUAAAAAGUGAAAUUGAGAGAGAAAUCAAAAAUUGUAGAAACGAGUCAGCACGAAAAGACUU
Racocetra persica is the source of this 1122-nucleotide messenger RNA. Lineage: Eukaryota; Fungi; Glomeromycota; Glomeromycetes; Diversisporales; Gigasporaceae. The record is from the annotation of a GenBank genome assembly.